AUGUCACCUUUAUCGCAAUAUAGUAUUCAUUCUUAUUUAAGUGUAUUAAUAGGAGGGUUAGAUUUUUCAUUUACAUCUUCUACGAUUUAUUAUAUAAUUUCUUUAUUUGUUAUAGCGUAUAUAUUUACUACAUCUAUAGAUACGUUAUUAUUAGUUCCUAAUAGAUUUCAAUCUGGCUUAGAGCAAGUUUAUACUAUGUUAAGGGCUAUGGUUGUGAAUCAAUUAGGAAAUUCAUCUAUUACAUUAGUGCCUUUGAUUGUUACUAUUUUUAUGGUUAUAUUUAUAUUAAAUUUAAUAGGUUUAAUUCCUCACUCAUUUUCUAUUACAUCUCAAGGUAUAGUUCCUAUUUUUUUAUCUUUUUCUGUGUUUUUAGGUUUUACAUUCUUAGGGUUUGUUAAUAAAAGAUUAGGGUAUUUAUCUAUAUUCUUACCUCAAGGGGUUCCAGGUUUUAUUUCUCCUUUUGUUGUAUUAGUUGAAGUAAUUUCUUAUUUAUCUAGAUCUUUAUCAUUAGGGUUGAGGUUAUUUGCUAAUAUGUUUGCAGGUCAUACAUUAUUAAAUAUAUUAGGUUCAUUCACAGUAAAAAUAGGUGAGUUAGGGGGUAUAUAUUUAUUAUUGGCUAUAUUUCCAUUUUUCUUUAUUUUAUUCUUCUCUUUCUUAGAAUUAUUAGUUUGUUUCCUUCAAUCAUUAGUUUUCGUUAUUUUAGUAUUAACUUAUUUAGAGGAUACAACUAAUUAA
Molecule: messenger RNA, 735 nt
Organism: Fonticula alba
Lineage: Eukaryota; Rotosphaerida; Fonticulaceae
Source: the annotation of a RefSeq genome assembly